Messenger RNA from Haliotis rubra (blacklip abalone), 1436 nucleotides. Its product is annotated as telomerase-binding protein EST1A-like. The transcript is spliced from 2 exons. NCBI's taxonomy places the organism in Eukaryota, Metazoa, Mollusca, Gastropoda, Lepetellida, Haliotidae. The record is from RefSeq and is a predicted model, not a curated record. Bases 9 to 1436 code for a protein of 475 amino acids.
AGUUCAAAAUGAAAAUGGCGUCUAAAAACGAAGUUGUAAGGAUAACAUUCAAAGAAUUACACGAAAUCGUUCAAAAUUCACCCAAAGGAGAGAAACCUGAAAAAUCUACCGAUUCACAGAAGAAAGCUCAAUCUCGACGACGCCCUCCCAUACAGUUAUAUCAACCAGGUGUCUCUCGGUUGAGUAAAACAAAAAUAUCCAAAGAACUUGCUAACCAGGAUAGAAAAAAUAGUGUCUCAGAUGGAGAGAACUGGGAUGUAGAUCUAGAGCAGCAGGAUACAGAGGAAAGUGGACGAGGAAGCAAGGAAAGCAGUGUUGAACCUGAGGUCAAUGGGGUCACACCUGCAGGUCAUGUAGAUGCCGAAGCAUCCAAUCAAAAUGGGACAGAACUAGGUGAAGGUGGAUCUCCAAAGAGGACUCCUAAGAAGUCCUAUAAAAGGAUGGAUAAUCGUAGAAGAGGGAAAAGACCUGACAUUCAGAUCUACGUUCCUAAGGGACGUUUGAUGGAACAGGAUACGAGAAGGGGAGAUGGAUGCAAUAGUCCUGAUUCAGUUUCACAGCCUGAGUAUGAAUCAGAAAGUCCGUAUUCCACCCUCGGGAGGAGCUCAGAAAGAGGUUAUCACAGAAGAGGGUCAGAUGUUACUAGUCCCACCUCUCCGUUACCCCCUAGUCCCAGGUCUCCUUCUCAGAGGAAAGUUGAUGUUCGGUUUGGUUUGCGCAACAUGCAAGUGACUGUUGUUAAUGAUGCAGGUGAAGAAGAAAACCCUGUUGAUAUGUCUAAAGAAUCUGGGAAGGAGAAUGUGAAAGAAAAUUAUAAGGAUAACAUUGCAAGAGAACGGGCAAAAGAGAGACAAGAACUUUUGAGCACCCUGAGAGCUGCUCGAGCAAAUUCGGAAACUUUAGACUCGCCAGAGCUUUCAAGAAGACUUAACAGACCAUCAAGGUUGUCUCUGUCCAGGCAGAACUCUCUUGCAGACACUCAGUCAGAAAAUGAAAAUUAUCCAGACACAAAUGACAGUGACAUGAAGGAAAAUGUGUACAAAUCCAGAACAUCAGGAUCUCGGGAAGGGGGAAAGAGGGGAGGCAAACGUCACUCGUUCUCGGCAAUGCGUCGACAGAGAACUGGCAGCUUCAGUAGUGACGUGAGUGCCAGCAGCGAUGUAAGUCUGGAGGAGGAGUUCCAACAGGAACCAAAACCACUGGACUGGGUGCAGGAGAUGGAGCAAGAGUUGGCCAGACAGGUGCAGGAUGAAGCCCAGAGACUCAAUGACUAUCUCGAAAGUUGUGUAGCAGGGUACCCGGGUGAUAUGGAUCAGGCAGCACCUCCAGAACCCAAACCUAAAUAUGAAAAAGCCCCUCCACAAAAAAGGAUCCAUAGCAAAGGAUGUGAUACGAUCUCAGGAAUUCCGUGGCCGCAGGAAGGAGAGGAGACGUAG